Messenger RNA from Trichoderma asperellum CBS 433.97, 451 nucleotides. The record is from RefSeq and is a predicted model, not a curated record. Lineage: Eukaryota; Fungi; Ascomycota; Sordariomycetes; Hypocreales; Hypocreaceae.
GGCGGCGAUGAGGAGAGCGGCGGCCGUGGUGGCGGAUCCGCACAGGGCUGACAGAAGAGGCAAAGGGCGAGACAAAGAGGUUGAGGUCAAGGGACAAAGAGCUGGCCAGUCAGAUCGGCGAUGCGAGUCGGGGCACCGCCAGACAAGGCUCGCAGCUCGCCCGCGGGUCUGGCGAGCAGGCGCUCUCUCGUGGGCAAUGGCGAUUCGGCACAGCGCGACGCCAGCGAGCGGCAGGGCGAUGCGUUGCGGCAAUGGAUUGGAGGUUCGCGGAUGCGGGACGUGGAUGCAGGUGCCGGCCACGAGAUGGUGUUUGGUUUGGCGAUCGGUACCACGGCGAGCUGCGGAUGGCGGGCGGGAGCGCAUGUACCGCUGCUCAGGCCAUACACGAGCUGCUACCUAAGGCUGAUACGGGCAAGCUGAUGCGGUGGGUACGGCGCAGUGCUCACUUCGC